Molecule: messenger RNA, 2294 nt
Organism: Durio zibethinus
Lineage: Eukaryota; Viridiplantae; Streptophyta; Magnoliopsida; Malvales; Malvaceae
Product: beta-amylase 3, chloroplastic-like
Biological process (GO): polysaccharide catabolic process
Molecular function (GO): beta-amylase activity
Source: RefSeq, a predicted model, not a curated record
UAACCGCGUCUUGGAUAAUAUGACCUGGAAAAAUUGAGGUUACUUGUUUUGAUCUUUUGCACUUUUUCCCCUUUAAAACACAGCCCACCAACAUUGUCUUCUUCAGAGGCUUAACCCAAAGUUUCAUUUUUAUAAAUGAAUGCAAGCCAUCUUCAUUUAUUCCCACCUCUCCUUUCCCUCUCUUCAUUUCCCAGAACAGCAAAUAGAAACAUGGCCUUACCAUUACGUUCUUCUACUUCUUUCAUUAAUCUAAAAGAAACCAAAAGCUUCAAAACUCCUGAUGAUUUCUUAGGCACCAUUUGCUUUGCUCAAAUGAAGCCACCAUGCCGACUCCGAGCAAGAAAUUCGAUGUCGAUGUCGAUGUCGAUGCAGGAAGCACAGCUGUCACAUGGGAAAAUCUCAAUCACAGAAGGGAGGAAUAGUGAGAAAAGGGAGAAGUUACAUGGUCUAACAUUUUCCCAUGAUGGAAAUAACUCUAAGGUGCCUGUUUUUGUGAUGUUGCCACUUGACACAAUAACUCUAGGAGGUAACUUGAAUAAGCCACGGGCAAUGAAUGCCAGUUUGAUGGCCUUAAAGAGCGCAGGCGUGGAAGGAGUUAUGGUGGAUGCUUGGUGGGGUUUGGUAGAGAAAGAUGGACCUUUAAAGUACAACUGGGAAGGGUAUGCUGAGCUUGUCCAAAUGGUCGAAAAGCACGGUCUAAAGCUCCAAGUUGUCAUGUCUUUUCAUCAGUGCGGAGGGAAUGUGGGAGACUCUUGCAGUAUUCCUCUACCUCCAUGGGUGCUAGAAGAAAUCAGCAAGAACCCAGACCUUGUCUACACUGAUAGGUCAGGGCGGAGGAAUCCUGAAUACAUUUCCUUGGGUUGUGACUCGAUGCCGGUUCUCAGAGGAAGAACACCAAUUCAGGCUUACACAGAUUACAUGAGGAGCUUCAGGGAGAGGUUCAGAGAUUACUUGGGACGAGUUAUUGUCGAAAUUCAAGUAGGGAUGGGCCCUUGUGGGGAGCUGAGAUACCCAGCUUAUCCAGAAAGCAAUGGAACAUGGAACUUUCCCGGAAUUGGAGAGUUUCAGUGCUAUGACAAGUAUAUGAGAGCUUCACUUGAAGCAGCAGCAGAAGCCAUUGGGAAGAAAGAUUGGGGAAAAAGCGGGCCACAUGAUUCUGGCCACUACAAACAACUUCCUGAAGAAACUGGGUUUUUCCGAAGGGAUGGAACAUGGAACACCGAGUAUGGACAGUUCUUCCUAGAGUGGUACUCUGGAAAGCUACUAGAGCAUGGAGAUAGAAUACUUGCAGCAGCAAAAGGAACAUUCCAUGGAACUGGAGCAAAACUGUCUGGAAAGAUAGCUGGAAUUCACUGGCAUUACAGAACAAGGUCUCAUGCUGCUGAACUAACAGCAGGGUAUUAUAAUACAAGAUUUCGAGAUGGUUACCUCCCAAUUGCACAAAUGUUUAGUAAACAUGGAGUUGUGUUCAACUUCACCUGCAUGGAAAUGAGAGAUGAGGAACAACCUGAGUAUGCAAACUGUUCACCGGAGGGAUUAGUUCGGCAAGUAAAGAUGGCAACAAAGACAGCUAGAGUCGAGCUUGCUGGAGAAAAUGCACUGGAGAGGUAUGAUGCUGGUGGAUAUGCACAAGUUUUGGCAACAAGUAGAUCAGAUUCAGGCAACGGAUUGAGUGCAUUUACAUAUUUAAGAAUGAACAAAAGGUUGUUUGAAGGGGACAACUGGCGGCACUUGGUGGAAUUUGUGAAAACCAUGUCCGAAGGAGGUAGGAAAAUUUCAGAGUGUGACUCCCAGGGGACAAACCUUUACAUUGGGUUUAUCAGUGACAAGAAUGUGGAGAAAAUGAAGGAGGCUGCUCUUGUAUAGAAACUAUGUACAGAGUCCACAUACAACAAUAUAUAAGCUAAAAAAAAAUGCAAAAUAGAGCAAGGACUAUAUUCUAGAUGCACUAUAAUUGUUGGUAUCAUAUGCCAAAAUAGCAGAUGGGUAAAAUCAAAAUAAAAUGAUUGCAUCUGCAUAAAUUAUAUGGAGAUUUCAUUCAAUCUAGGCUAACAUCUUUUUUUCUCUCUUCCAAUUGUUUUGGCUAGCCAUGAAGGUUGAAUCAGUCCAAUUCAUUUUGCAUAGUAACAUUUUAACCAAUCCAAAAGAGCUCUAAAACUCUUAUAGAUUUUUUUUUUUUUUGGUAAAAUAAAAUUAUAAAUGUCCUUAUUUCUACUUUAUUGAUUACGUUUCCAAUACAUUUAAAGGCCAAUUUGGAGCAUUCAAAUGCUACAUAAAGCAUUCUUCAAAGUACC